Molecule: messenger RNA, 1173 nt
Organism: Microcebus murinus (gray mouse lemur)
Lineage: Eukaryota; Metazoa; Chordata; Mammalia; Primates; Cheirogaleidae
Gene: GHSR
Product: growth hormone secretagogue receptor
Biological process (GO): hormone-mediated signaling pathway; G protein-coupled receptor signaling pathway
Cellular component (GO): plasma membrane
Molecular function (GO): growth hormone secretagogue receptor activity
Source: RefSeq, a predicted model, not a curated record
CAGCGCAGCCGCGUCGCAGAGCCAGUUCAGCUGAGCCGGCAGCAUGUGGAACGCGACGCCGAGCGAGGAGUCCGAGUCCAACUUCACGCUGGCGGACCUGGGCUGGGACAGUCCCCCGGGCAACGACUCGCUGGCCGACGACCUGCUGCGACUCUUCCCCGCGCCGCUGCUGGCGGGCAUCACAGCUACCUGCGUGGCGCUCUUCGUGGUGGGCAUCGCCGGCAACCUGCUCACCAUGCUGGUGGUGUCGCGCUUCCGCGAGCUGCGCACUACCACCAAUCUCUACCUGUCCAGCAUGGCCUUCUCUGACCUGCUCAUCUUCCUCUGCAUGCCCCUCGACCUCGUGCGCCUCUGGCAGUACCGGCCCUGGAACUUCGGCGACCUGCUCUGCAAACUCUUCCAGUUCGUCAGCGAGAGCUGCACCUACGCCACGGUGCUCACCAUCACGGCGCUGAGCGUCGAGCGCUACUUCGCCAUCUGCUUCCCGCUGCGGGCCAAGGUCGUGGUCACCAAGGGCCGGGUGAAGCUGGUCAUCCUAGUCAUCUGGGCCUUGGCCUUCUGCAGCGCCGGGCCCAUCUUCGUGCUAGUCGGGGUGGAGCACGAGAACGGCACUGACCCUCGGGACACCAAUGAGUGCCGCGCCACCGAGUUCGCGGUGCGCUCCGGACUGCUCACGGUCAUGGUGUGGGUGUCCAGCGUCUUCUUCUUUCUGCCUGUCUUCUGCCUCACGGUCCUCUACAGUCUCAUCGGCAGGAAGCUGUGGCGGAGGAGGCGCGGGGACGCGGCGGUGGGCGCCUCGCUCAGAGACAAGAACCACAAGCAAACCGUGAAAAUGCUGGCUGUAGUGGUGUUUGCCUUCAUCCUCUGCUGGCUGCCCUUCCACGUAGGGCGCUAUUUAUUUUCCAAAUCUUUUGAGCCUGGCUCCCUGGAGAUUGCUCAGAUCAGUCAGUACUGCAACCUCGUGUCCUUUGUCCUCUUCUACCUCAGCGCUGCCAUCAACCCCAUUCUGUACAACAUCAUGUCUAAGAAGUACCGGGUGGCGGUGUUCAAACUUCUGGGAUUCGAACCCUUCUCCCAGAGAAAGCUCUCCACUCUGAAGGAUGAAAGUUCUCGGGCCUGGACAGAAUCUAGUAUUAAUACAUGACUUAGCACAUUGCUGAGCGCAGUCACCGC